AACAGGGUAGUAUUUUCACUUCCUGAAUCAUAGCAAGACACGGCACAUUUACGGCUCGCAGAAUUGGACAGAUUAUGCAGCACAGGGUAAUACAUUGAUAGAAAUCUGUUGAGUAAAAAGAAGAAGAGAAAAAGAAGAAACAAAAACAAACAAAACAAAAAAAACCAACAAGCUUUGCACGUACAUGUCUUGUAGCAGAGUAUAGAACAUCAAAUGUUGGAUCAUUUGUUUUUCACUAGCUUCACUGCCAAGAGAUUUGCCAAAAAUUGAUCACCAAAAAAGAAGCUUUUUGUCUUGUGGUGUAAAAGCAUGGCGUCAGCAGAGAUAAAAGCAAGUGAUGUUGCCAUUAUUUCUCAAUUGACCCAUCAAAUGAACCCAGGAGACGUAACAGGAGGAGUUCAGCAAAAGAAGGCAGCUCUACCACUCACAAAAUUUUUUCAAGGACAACCUGAAGCCCUAGGAGUCAUUCAGAUAUUUGCAGGAUCACUUCAGAUAGGUUUGGGAGUUGGCCUCAGUAUUUACAGAGUCCAUCAUAAUAUAUUAGACGAUUCCAAACUUGCAUUGUGGACCGGCUUGUUGUACAUUAUUUCUGGAUCUCUUUCAGUUGCUGCAUCUAACAAACCAACUAAGAUAAUGGUGAACACCAGCUUUAUUAUCAACACAAUCAGUACACUGAUGGCUGCGGUUUCCCUUUUAAUAUAUAUUAGUUAUCUUAUUAGUGAAGGGAACAGGAGUACCAUAUACAGUACAUACUACAUACAAUGUGCCUACUAUGAUCCAAUACACAAAUGUAAAGGAAAUUUCAACUUAAAACAUGCACUAAUAUGCAUUGGAGCAAUACUUGUAAUCUCUACUCUUCUGCAGUUCUGCACUUCCCUGUCCAUGUCCAUCUUUGGAUGCAAAACAUUGUGCCGUACAUCUGACAGUGGAAUGCAUGUGGUGAUUUAUCACACUACUUCCUUGAAUGCUGGCAACCCGGCCAACGUUUCUGCUUCAGUUCUUCCUCCUGAUGCUCAGUGAAAGAUAAAGCAACAUGGUUAAUAACAUUAAAAUUAUUAUAAUUUUUUUUUAACGCAUUCUUCAGAUUUCCAUUAAAUAUGAUUGACAGAUUAUGUUUUUUCAGAACACACAAAUGAUUCAUGUUCUUGAGUAGUGCUUGAAACGUUCCCCCAGUAAUGUGUAGUAUUCAUCUUCUGCACCAGUAAAAUUAAUUAUGGCAUGGACCCAAAGAAAGGAUUUUUAGGAUGAACUAAUUGAACUCACUCAUGCUAUAUACUGCUUCAAGCACUUUUAACUAAUAGGCACUAAGAAGUCCUGUGUAUUCUACAAAACUGUGGUGAUAUGUCAGCAUCAGUAAAAUAAACAUUGUGCUGGUCUAUGGUAAUACACAAUCAACAUUUUAUGUAGACAGUUCAUGGGCAAAUGUGUACUUGAUUCUUAAUGUUAAAUAUGAAAAGCACAAAUAUACACCCAUCAGCUUCAGGCAGUUUUGUAAAGUUAGGUUUUAAUAGGAAUAUGUGAAAACUACCAUUUUAUCUUUGCGAAAAUGAUUAUAUGCUACGUGCCAUAAGUUCUCAAAAUCCUUAA
Molecule: messenger RNA, 1587 nt
Organism: Pelobates fuscus (common spadefoot toad)
Lineage: Eukaryota; Metazoa; Chordata; Amphibia; Anura; Pelobatidae
Product: membrane-spanning 4-domains subfamily A member 4D-like
Exons: 7
Coding region: 310-1020 (236 amino acids)
Cellular component (GO): membrane
Source: RefSeq, a predicted model, not a curated record